CCCGCCCUCGAUCUCCUUUUCUGGGGCUUACCAUCUUGAAUCUCUAUCGUCGGGAAGACACGUUUCAAGCCACCUCUGCGACGCUCCAAAUAUAGACUGUUCGUCUCUAAUCCGUUAUCUUCGCUACUUUCCCCUGUCGGCAUCAUGGUUGUUUACUCCUUCUAUAUCUUCGAUCGUCAUGCUGAAUGCAUCUAUAAUCGACGCUGGCUCCCACGCCCAACCUCUAUGACUGGCAGCAAGUCCUCACGACCGACUUCCGAGACAUCUACUCCGGGUCUCCCCGCAACAUUAGGCCAAACUGCGCGCGCCACGGACGACGAUGCCAAACUCAUCUUCGGUACUGUUUUCUCCCUGCGCAACAUGGUUCGCAAGCUAGGAGGCGAGGACGACAAUUUCGUUACCUACCGCACGAGCCAAUACAAGCUCCACUACUACGAAACUCCGACCAACAUCAAGUUCGUCAUGCUGACGGACCUCAAGAGUCCAAACAUGCGUGUUGCUUUGCAGCAGAUCUACAUCAAUCUCUACGUCGAAUACGUGGUCAAGAACCCAUUAUCUCCCGCCGAGCAUCCAGGCGGUAUUGGAGUGAACAACGAGCUCUUUGAAGAGUCUCUGGAGCAGUUCGUGACUCGGGUUCUGUCGUGAAUCCGACUUGAAACUCCAUUAACACUCUAUUCGCUCAUGGAUCUGAGUCGAAGCGAGCCCCAAGCUUAAUUGUCGACCCUCCGCAAACAAGCAUCCAUGCGAUAGCG
Messenger RNA from Aspergillus costaricaensis CBS 115574, 752 nucleotides. RefSeq names its product TRAPP subunit BET5. The coding region runs from base 145 to 645 and encodes 166 amino acids. Gene Ontology annotation, cellular component: TRAPP complex. Gene Ontology annotation, biological process: endoplasmic reticulum to Golgi vesicle-mediated transport. The record is from RefSeq and is a predicted model, not a curated record. The transcript is spliced from 5 exons. NCBI's taxonomy places the organism in Eukaryota, Fungi, Ascomycota, Eurotiomycetes, Eurotiales, Aspergillaceae.